GAAACCGGAAGUGGCCGGGCCCUCGCCGGAGGGACCGGGCAGGGCGGAAGUCACUCGGUGAGGCAGUGGCGACAGCGGCGGCGAGAGGAUGAACAACAAGUUCGACGCCUUGAAAGAUGAUGACAGUGGGGACCAUGAUCAGAAUGAAGAAAACAGCACACAGAAAGAUGGUGAGAAGGAAAAAAUGGAACGAGACAAGAGUCAGAGCAGUGGCAAGAGAAAGGCUGUUGUCCCUGGACCAGCAGAGCACCCUCUGCAGUACAACUAUACUUUCUGGUACUCUCGGAGGACUCCCGGCCGUCCCACCAGCUCACAGAGCUAUGAGCAAAACAUUAAGCAGAUUGGCACUUUUGCCUCUGUGGAGCAGUUCUGGAGGUUUUAUAGCCACAUGGUACGUCCCGGGGACCUGACAGGCCACAGUGACUUUCAUCUCUUCAAAGAAGGGAUUAAACCUAUGUGGGAGGAUGAUGCAAAUAAAAAUGGUGGCAAGUGGAUCAUUCGGUUGCGAAAGGGCUUGGCUUCCCGUUGCUGGGAAAAUCUCAUCCUGGCCAUGCUGGGGGAGCAGUUCAUGGUUGGGGAGGAGAUCUGUGGGGCUGUGGUCUCUGUCCGCUUCCAGGAGGACAUUAUUUCUAUAUGGAAUAAGACUGCCAGCGACCAAGCAACCACAGCCCGAAUCCGGGACACACUUCGGCGUGUGCUUAACCUACCUCCCAACACCAUUAUGGAAUACAAAACUCACACCGACAGCAUCAAGGCCUGGGAGGAGUUUCAUGGCCUGGUGAACAGCAGCGGCCGCUGAUCGGACGCUCCCCCUCUGUCUCUCACACUCAGGGGACAAUUCAAGCUUUCGAAAUACAAAAAUCACAUUGUGAAAGUACACAAGCUGGCAAUAACCCUUUUCUGUCUGUGUGUCUGUCCGAAAUGGAUGGGAGGCUCCAGGCAGUCCUUUUGUCUGCUCACUGAAGGGAUGUACCUGAGCCACGUACUCCCCUUUUGCACUCAUUCCUGGAGGAUGGAUUCCACUAGACACCCUCCAGCAUCACUGACUAUAACAUGCAAAGAUGGAGAAUGGGACUUUGUAAUAGACAAACAUUGUUUUCAGUGUGGUUCUGUGGGGGGGAUGCAGCCUUUCAUCUUGCUGUGUGCUGUGUAGAUGCCUCGUGGUGUCCUAUUGUACUUUUGCUGUGCAAAGGACACUGUGGCCAUGUGAACAUGCCUGUGCUGGGGCUGGGCUGAGGGUUAUCAGUAUUAUGAAUGCCUGCACACUCAUAAACAGCCUCUGCCGAGAGUCCCAGCAGAACCGAAUGCCUCUUCUAGCUCUGCUGUCUAGUUGCUGUGUGUUCCUCUUACACUCUGAGGAUGUCAUUGAUGUGUGACUGCCUAGGAUUUUGUCAUUUCCACCUUAUGCCUGCCACUUCCCCUCUGUGGGACUCUCCUUGGGUGACCCAGUCUGCAGCAGUGUUGGUUCUGCUGACAUGAGUCGGGGUCUGCCUUGGUGAUGUAAUCCAGUUGGGAGCUAGGUUACAGUGCAGGUCCUAAGUGCAGGCUCGGAGCUGAGAGCAGUGACUGAAACCAGCUCUCCACACGAGCAGGGCCUGUGUGCCAUGCCUAUUUCUGAGGGUCCUUUCAUGUCCCACAUUGAGGAAGGGAAGUGACAGCUGGUUAUUGCCACCUAUUGACAUUUAGUAUAUACAUUUCUUCCACCCUGAAAUUGGGACAUCUGAAGAAAUGGUGACCUUGCUGGAUGCUUAACUUGAUGGCUGUGCCUGUCUGCAGUGGAUGUAAAGUGCUGCUAUAGUAGUCCUCAUCACCUGGAAUGUGACGCCACGAUGCCCAGAGAGAGGCCUUGUGAAGGCUCCUGCAGGCUGCCCCUCGUCAGAAAAGCUGGGCCAUCCGACUCCAGAAGGACUGAGGCCAGAGAGGUCAAACACCCAGGAUCCAAGGAAGGAAUGAACAACUCCAGGAGCUGCAAGCAGCACUGUCUACUUGGCUCUGGUGAGCAGAGAUCGCAGUACCUUAAAUUAAGGCCUCUCUUUAAAACAUAUCCUUGAAGCCUGGGGAUUCUCACACCGGGUGUCAGGAAUCACAUGAGAGCAACAGACAUCUCUCCUGACCCCCCAGCUUUGGAAUCCCUUCGAAUCACUGCUGUCUGGGGAUGCUGUUCUCAAAGAGCAGGAAGUACAGGAGCCAGGACCGGGUUCUUUCGGUCCAGGUGAAACUUGAUUGAAACUCCAAGGUUAUGAAGAAGGCAUUCUGGGGUGCAGACAGUAGUGAAAGGCUUGGGAAGAACAGGAGCAGCUUGGCGACCAUGGGCAGAGGUGGCCUCUGCAGAUGACACGCACGCCCAGGGGCCUUCAUGCUCACCACUCACUGCCAUGACAGCUCCAAAGAGAAGAGCACGCGGCUGACUUUGCCCUCCUUGGGACAACUCCCUGACUGGGGCUGUGUAUGUGCGCAGUUUGCCUGUGUGUGAGGCUGCAUCAGUCCUAGUGGUCACUUCCCAUUUGUUCAUGUUUCCCCUUGCUCUUGGUCUUGUAAUACUUGACAGUCAAUUUUUUUGCCAUCAAAAAUUCGCUGACCCAGCUAGAGGUGGAGGGUUGCCAUUUGUUGUCGUCCAACCCGGUUCUACAGAGUUGAGUUCCAGGUGAGCCUGGGCUAGAGUGAGAUUCUGCCUUGAAAAAACAAAACAAAUCCAUGCUGACCCUGUGCCAGUUACAGCAAGGGGCUGUCCCUGUUAGGCAGCUUUUAAGCCCAGUGUUCUCCCAGGUACUCUGUCUAACAGCUCAGGGGCAGAUUGAUGGUUACCCAAACACCCAUUCUUUCCAAACCUGCCUGGGAGGCGUCUCCGUUUAUGUUGACUGCAUAGGCCUCUGGUAGACUGAAUUUUAACACGGUUAUGGUUAUAGUACCACCUGUUCUAGAAAUAGAUGAGAGAAGGCCUACCAGGGCUGAUGUGACCAACGUGAUACGUUGCUGCUGGAGAAGGGACAGUCACAAUUGGGGCAGAUCUCCCUGCCUCCAUUACUGACUUCUGUCUGAAACUGGCCGCCGCCCCUCUCUAGAGCCCUUCUCUGUGUCCUGUUCAUGUGUGUGAUGUCUGUGACACUGGCAAUGGCAGUAUUUCUCCAUCCAGAGAGAAGUCUUUCAACGAUCCAAGGAUGAAUUUGCCAGGAGCAAAGGCUGUGGCGGGGGAGCAGAGCUGCACUUUGAGAGCAGCUGUCUGCUGCAGUAAUAAAUGGGAAUGUCGGCAGA
Molecule: messenger RNA, 3252 nt
Organism: Jaculus jaculus (lesser Egyptian jerboa)
Lineage: Eukaryota; Metazoa; Chordata; Mammalia; Rodentia; Dipodidae
Gene: Eif4e2
Product: eukaryotic translation initiation factor 4E family member 2
Exons: 8
Coding region: 89-799 (236 amino acids)
Biological process (GO): translational initiation
Cellular component (GO): cytoplasm; eukaryotic translation initiation factor 4F complex
Molecular function (GO): translation initiation factor activity; RNA 7-methylguanosine cap binding
Source: RefSeq, a predicted model, not a curated record